AUGACGGGCGAAGAGUUCAAGCUUUCCACACCUCCACCCUCCAUACCUCCACCCAUACUCAAAGAAAUAAAACCAUGGCGAACGGGUAAACAAGACAUCGAUAUCAGCAUCAUCGUUAAGAGGGUCGUCAAGCACAUCAGCGAAGAAGCUCCGCGCGACGAAGGCCUCAAAAAACUAUUCCAUGAAGGCGGAUGGAUUCUGGGGACAGAUAUUUCCGACGAAGAGUGGACUUGUGAUUCGUGUAAUGGAAAGUGGACUGGGGAUAAUGCUCUAUGUCCAAAAGAAGGUUGCAAGGGUGUCAACUUCUGUAAUGACGUUGAAGACGAUGAAUGGGACGUAGUGUGGAAGAAGGUCAGUGAGGAGAGUAUACAAUAUCGGAAGAGAUAG
Molecule: messenger RNA, 387 nt
Organism: Alternaria conjuncta
Lineage: Eukaryota; Fungi; Ascomycota; Dothideomycetes; Pleosporales; Pleosporaceae
Exons: 2
Coding region: 1-387 (128 amino acids)
Source: RefSeq, a predicted model, not a curated record